CGUACAUUCUCGCCGCCAAACAAGCUUCUACCUCUUCUCUCCUCCAACCACUGAACCAAGGCUUCUCUUGACGUAAAGUUCUCGACCCAAAUAUUAAUUGAGAUGGGGAAGAAAAAGAAUAAAACUUCGAAUGAGCCCGAACCGACAUUCGAUAUAAAGUCGAUGAUUCAUGAAAAUGCUUUGUUCUUUGACAAGUUGGUGGAUUUAAUACCUGCAAGAUUUUACCUUCCUGAUGAAAAGGAUAAGCCUUGGUUUCAGGGUCUUAGCAAGGCUGAAAAGGCUUCUGCCAAGAAACAAUCUAGGGAGAAUGUUAAGAAAGCUCGUAGAGAUAGGUUAGAUCCCGAGAAGUCGACGAAAUCGACUCUCCAUUUGUUGAAGGAGAACUUGGAGAAGGAGAAGAAUAAGGAUAGUGAUGGUGAGGAGGAAGAAAUCGAGGUCAGACCUAUAAUGUCUGAUUUAGAUGGCGGUGAGGAACGGUCGGUGACUUACGAAGAACUUAGGGAAAGGCUUCGUAGGAAAAUCGAGGAGCUUCGGGGUGGCAGGAAUACUGCGGGUUCAGAUAAAGGGAAGAAGAGGAAGAAUGAGAGGAAUGAUAAGAAGGGUAAUGUUCAAAAGAAGCAAAAGAGGGAUGACGGCGGUGCUGAAGAGAAGAAGGUUGAUGCAAGUAAUUAUGAGGAUCAAGUAGAGAAGGAUGUUGAAGAAGCUGCAAAGGAACUUACUUUUAGUCGUGUUAAACUUGGGGAUGACGAUAACCAUGGGAAGAAGAAGAAGAGAAAACUUUCAAAGUUCAAGGAGCUUGAAAAUGCAAGGAAGUUGGAAGAAGCUAAAAAGGAUCCCGAGAAAGGAGAGGUUAUCGCGAAGAAGCAUUCAUGGAAGGCAGCAAUGGACAGAGCUUCAGGGAUUAAGGUCCACGAUGAUCCAAAGCUGUUGAAACAGAGUAUACAGAAGGAGAAGAAGAGGCAGCAGAAGAAUUCCGAGAAGUGGAAUGAGAGAGUUGAAACAACCGAGAAGUUGAAAGCAGAGAAACAGCAAAAGAGAUCUGAGAAUAUAGCUGACAAGAUUCACCAGAAGAAGAUGCGACGCAUUGCGAAGAGGGAAAAGAAGCUGUUGCGACCGGGUUUCGAAGGUCGCAAGGAGGGUUUCAUCAAUGGAGAGUCAGCCUAAGGUUCAUUUCUUCCAAAUUUCCGCAUAGCCUUGGAGUUUUUCAUUUGCAUGUCGUAGUUCAUGUAAGGUUACAUGUUAGGAAGGCUGUUCUUACAAUUGCUUUUCCUUUAUUUUUUUUCCACCUAGAGAAGAUGAAUGAAUGUUGCUUAAGAACUAAACUCGGAUUAAUGUACUGCGAAGUAUUGGAUUCUGAUUGUUUA
Hibiscus syriacus is the source of this 1364-nucleotide messenger RNA. RefSeq names its product ribosomal RNA-processing protein 14-like. The transcript is spliced from 2 exons. Bases 103 to 1164 code for a protein of 353 amino acids. The record is from RefSeq and is a predicted model, not a curated record. Gene Ontology annotation, molecular function: RNA binding; DNA binding. Lineage: Eukaryota; Viridiplantae; Streptophyta; Magnoliopsida; Malvales; Malvaceae. Gene Ontology annotation, cellular component: nucleolus. Gene Ontology annotation, biological process: ribosomal large subunit biogenesis; ribosomal small subunit biogenesis.